UUGGAGGAUAUAGGCGGGAAUCAAACCAGCGACUGCUAAGAUUGAUAGCGUUUUUUCAUUGCACACAUUGCAGUCAGUUGGUCACUCUAGUGCAGUUUAUUCCAUGGAUAUGUCAUCUCUGCAGCCUUGAAGGAAUAGUUCUCCACUCUUCUGAGUUUUAUCCUGUUCAAGCAUAUUGGAGGACAGGCGGGAAUCGAACCAGUGACUGCUCAGAGAUUGAUAGCGUUCCCGAAUGGCUGGAAUUGUGUGUUACCAGAGCUCUGAUCUCCUGUGUUUUGUUUUUCCCUGCCAGAAGAACCGACAGUACAUGGAGGGAAUCAUCACACCCCUCACCAGUGGACUCGGAGACAUGGAAGCGAACCCUUGGAUCCGGGCAGAUGCAGGUCCGCCCCCGGCCAUGAUGUCACCCUCACAAGGAAGUGUCGCUCCCCAACACCACGAGAGCCCAGAGACGGGAUCGCCCGCCACGCCACUCAUGCCCACCCCUUCGGAGAAGCUGGCCCACGCCGGCCGCGUCGUGAGAACGGUGAUUCUCGCCAAGGUGCCGCAGAUGGUUCGGGACCGAAAAUACCACCUGCGCACUUACAGGAGAUGCAUGGUUGGUUCUGAGAUGGUGGACUGGUUGAUGGACCAGAGCGCGCUGGUGCACACCAGGAUGCAGGCUGUGGGGAUGUGGCAGGCACUGUUGGAGGAAGGGGUCAUCUCACACGUGUGCCAGGAGCACCAGUUCAAGGACAAGUACCUGUUCUACCGUUUCCGUGACGACGACACGGGCAUGGGCAGCAUGCCGUCCACAGCAGAGAAGAAAGAAUGUGAGGAAGAGCUACAGGACACACUGGUGAUGCUGUCACAGAUCGGCCCUGACGCCAUGAUGCGCAUGAUCCUCCGCAAACUGCCUCACGAGCGAUCAGUUGACGAAUUGGAGAUCAUUUACGAAGAGUUGCUGCACAUCAAGGCCUUAACUCACCUCUCCAACACUGUGAAGCGAGAGCUAGCCAGUGUUCUGAAGUUUGAAUCCCAUGCUCGAGCCGGCACCAUACUGUUUAACCAAGGAGAUGAGGGGACAUCGUGGUACAUCAUUCUCAAGGGUUCUGUCAACGUAGUCAUCUAUGGAAAGGGCGUCGUGUGUACGCUACACGAAGGGGACGACUUCGGAAAGCUCGCUCUUGUGAACGAUGCGCCGCGUGCUGCAUCUAUCGUGCUUCGGGAGGACAACUGUCAGUUCCUCCGCGUCGACAAAGAUGACUUCAACAGGAUACUCAGAGAUGUGGAGGCAAACACAGUGAGGCUGAAGGAACAUGGACAAGACGUCUUGGUUCUGGAGAAGAUUCCAGCUAACAACCACAUCGACAGCGAUGAACACACGCACUUCAGAUACUCGGUAAUGGCGGGAACGCCAGAGAAGAUGUUGGAACACCUGUUAGAGACCCGAGUGGACAGCAGGUGGAAUGACGAACCCACAGUCACCGCGGACACCUUCAUGGAGGAUUUCCUGCUGACCCACAGUGUGUUCAUGCCGUGCAACCAGCUCUGUCCGGCACUCAUGGCUUACUAUCAUGCGGAGGUUCGGACAGGGCCUGACCAGGAGCUGGUUGAUUACGCUCUGGCAAACAAGAAGAGAGUCCUACACAUGGUGCAGCAGUGGAGCAGGAUCGUGGGGGACGCCUUCAUCGAGAGCAAGACCAUCAAAGCCUUUCUGGAGGAAUUGUGCUUGGCUGUAUCAGAAGACUGCCAGACGUGGCCUGAGUUAAAGGAAGACCUUGCAGCCUUGGAGAAACUAAUGAGCAGCAUGCCAGAGCCGGACGGCGACCUUCCCGUGUUCCUGUCCCUCACUCCCUCCUCCAUACUGGUGCCUACUAUAGGGUGGAGGGACAACUCUAAUGGUGAUGCCAAACCUGUGUCAACUCUCAGGAAAGUAAGGUCCCGUGCCUCCAUCUCCGGAACGUUGCGCCGACUCCCCAAGGAGCUUUCCGAGGAAAAACAAACACGCAGGAGAAGAAUAAAACCUUCUGACGAAAAUAUCUUUAAGGUGUACUUCGCUGACCACACAUACAGCACCUUAAGACUUGCCAUCUCGGCGUCAGCAGAGGAGACGGUACAGAGCACAGCUGAGAAGCUGUGUCUGGGGGAGGAUCUGGUGCUCUGUGAAGUCAAGUCAACCGGAGAAAGAGUUGUGUUGAAAGAGUCUGACGUUUCCGUGACAACGGGACUCAGUCUCAACGGCAGACUCUUCAUCGCGCCAAGGGAACAUCUUGACUCGUUGACACCACUACCAGAACAGGAGGGGCCCAAACAGAGUACAUGUGCCACCAUAGAACUGAUGAGCUCCAGAGAGAUGGCUUACCAGAUGACUCUGUACGACUGGGAACUCUUCAACUGUGUGCAUGAAAACGAACUCAUCUACCACAUUUUCGGGCGGCACAAGUUCGGAAAGAUCACGUCAAACCUUGACCUUCUGCUGCGCCGUUUUAACGAGGUUCAGUUCUGGGUGGUGACGGAGAUGUGCCUUACUCCGCAGGUCGGCAAGAGGGUGCAGCUGCUCAGGAAAUUCAUCAAGAUAGCUGCAUACUGUAAGGAGUACCAGAACCUGAACGCUUUCUUCGCCAUCAUCAUGGGUCUGGGGAACAUCGCAGUCAGCCGACUCUCACAAACAUGGGAGAGGCUGCCCAAUAAGUUCAAGAGAAUGUUUGCAGAGUUUGAGAGCUUCAUGGAUCCGUCCAGAAACCACCGAGUGUACAGACUAGCGAUGAGUAAACUACAACCGCCAAUCAUUCCAUUUAUACCGCUACUGAUGAAAGAUAUGACUUUCACCCACGAAGGCAAUAAGACAUACUAUGACGGUCUAGUCAACUUUGAAAAAAUGCACAUGAUCUCAUCUACUAUAAGGACCAUCAGACAAUGUGGGAGCGAACCUUUCAAUUUCGAUCCCCCACCAGUCGUGAAGAACAUACAAGAGGUUCGAAACUACGUCAGGAGUCUGAAUGUGAUUGAUAACCAGCGAACGUUGACGCAGCUCUCACACAAGCUGGAGCCCAGAAGAUCGUAGAGCAUCAGUGACAACACUGCUGCGACUGAAGAUGUAAUGAGGCUUGUUUUACGUGCUCAAGUCACCUCCUCCAACACAGGACCCCCACCUUAGGUUCCUACUGAAAGACGAAUGUAAUCCCUUAACCCAGAAGAUUGUAGAGCAUUGGUGACAUCACAGCUGUGACGGAAGAUAGGUUGAGGCUA
Molecule: messenger RNA, 3231 nt
Organism: Branchiostoma floridae (Florida lancelet)
Lineage: Eukaryota; Metazoa; Chordata; Leptocardii; Amphioxiformes; Branchiostomatidae
Product: rap guanine nucleotide exchange factor 4-like
Exons: 29
Coding region: 233-3046 (937 amino acids)
Biological process (GO): Ras protein signal transduction; positive regulation of GTPase activity
Cellular component (GO): plasma membrane
Molecular function (GO): guanyl-nucleotide exchange factor activity
Source: RefSeq, a predicted model, not a curated record